AUGUUUGAAGAGGUUAUCCCUUCUAUAGUUUGUCGUGAGGCUAGAAUUUUGGGAAGAGUUGAACUGUCGGAUGGCUGUAUAAUACAUCCAACCGCAUUAAUAGAUGGAGGAAAAGGAGGUAUUAGGUUUGGGAUAUCAAAUGUUGUAGAAGAAAGGGUGAACAUAAUAAAUGAUAAAGAUAGGGAACUAAUAAUAGGCGAUCAUAACUGGUUUAAAGUGGGUAGUUUUAUAGAAAAUCCUCUACAAAUAGGUAAUUAUAAUAUUUUUGAAAUUCGAAGUCACAUAGGUGAAGGAAGUAAGAUAGGAAAUUACUGUUACAUAUCAGCAACUGCAACUUUACCAAAAAAUACUUUGCUUGAAGAUAGUAAUGGAGUGUCAAAUAUUGAUAAUACUUUAAUAAUUACUCCAUUAACUACAAUAAAUAAAGUAAGCAUAGAUGAUCAUGUUAAGUUUCUAGGAAAUAUUUUGUAUGGAAGCUCAAUGGAGCAGAAAAAAAAUUAA
Molecule: messenger RNA, 501 nt
Organism: Cryptosporidium muris RN66
Lineage: Eukaryota; Apicomplexa; Conoidasida; Eucoccidiorida; Cryptosporidiidae
Exons: 1
Coding region: 1-501 (166 amino acids)
Biological process (GO): mitotic spindle organization
Cellular component (GO): dynactin complex
Molecular function (GO): dynein complex binding
Source: RefSeq, a predicted model, not a curated record